This is a messenger RNA of Knipowitschia caucasica, 1734 nucleotides long. The record is from the annotation of a GenBank genome assembly. NCBI's taxonomy places the organism in Eukaryota, Metazoa, Chordata, Actinopteri, Gobiiformes, Gobiidae.
AUGGCCUCCGACAACAUCGCGCAGCUGGCAGACGCUCUCUCCAAGACUCAUGUUGGUGAUGGAGAGCUGAGCUACAAAGGCCUGGGGCUGAAGCUGGACUCUGCAGAAUCAGUCCAAGAUCUAGUUAGAGAAAUUGAGCAAUGCCAAGAUCUAAGAGCUUUUCGGCUGGAAGGAAAUACUCUGGGAGUGGAGGCGGCCCGAGCUAUCGCUAAAGCGUUGGAGAGAAAAGGACAUCUACAGAGAUGCUACUGGAGCGAUAUGUUUACUGGGAGAUUGCGUUCGGAAAUCCCAACUGCUCUGCGCUCUUUGGGCAGUGCUCUGAUGUGUGCAGGGGCUCGUCUCACUGAACUGGACCUCAGCGAUAAUGCCUUUGGUCCAGACGGAGUGAAGGGCAUCGAGCAGCUGCUGAAGAGUCCGACCUGUUACACUCUGAGAGAGCUUCGACUCAACAACUGUGGCAUGGGGAUAGGAGGAGGAAAGAUUUUGGCGGAUGCACUGAUGGAGGGCCACAGAGAGUCCUCAGCUCUGGGAUCACCACUGAAACUUAAAGUGUUCAUCGCAGGAAGAAACCGCUUGGAAAAUGAAGGAGCCUGCGCUUUAGCCAAGGCGUUCAAGCUGAUGGGCAGCCUGGAGGAGAUCCACAUGCCUCAGAAUGGCAUCAACUACACCGGCGUGACGGCGUUGGCUUCAGCCGUGAGACACAACCCGGAGCUGCGCGUCCUCAACUUCAACGACAACACGUUCACCAAGAGAGGGACGCUAGCUAUGGCCCAGGCCCUGAAGCAUCUGAGGAACGUUCAAGUGAUCAACUUUGGCGACUGUUUGGUCCGUUCUGAAGGAGCCAUCGCCCUCGCCGCGGUGCUCCGAGGCGGGCUGCCCAUCCUCACCGAGUUGAACUUGUCUUUUGGGGAAAUCACAGAAGCAGCAGCUCUUGUGGUGGCUCAAGCAAGUGCCGGAAAAUCUCACAUGGAGAAACUGGAUCUCAAUGGAAACUGUUUGGGCGAAGACGGCUGCGACGCUUUGAGAGACGCCAUGGAUCAAAGAGACAGAGGAGACUUGCUCUCAUCUCUGAGUGACGAUGAAGGCGAACCAGACGACGAUGACGAGGAGGAAGACGAGGAGGAGGAGGAAGAGGAGGAAGACGACGAGAGUGACGAUAGUAACGAGAGCAGUGAGGAAGCCGGCUCUGGGAAGGAGGAUGGAUUCAUUACUGACGACAGUCCCACCAAACCCACCUGCUCAGCAGAAGUCAUGGCCUUCGUCAGCGCCCCGACUGUGGAGAGGCUGCUGCAGCUCGGGGAGACGCGGGUCACCGUGCAGCACCUGGUGGACACGUCAAACCCUCACAAAUCUGCAGAGCUGCUUCUGAAAGUGGCUUCGUUGUACAGCGACGAGCCCGAAGCCAAAGACGCUGUGCUGGAAACUAUCGAUGCGGUCCUGAAGAAGUGCCUCUCUGGCUCUGAGCUACAGUCCUACUGCUUCCUCUCCACCCUGCUGCUUCUGAUGGGUCUGUUCAAGGGCGAAGGCAAAGUGAAGAAGACGAGCGUGCUGCCGGGUCACCUGCGCUGUUUGGACCACGGCGUGCGGCAAAGCUACUUCAAAGCAGACUACGCCUCUCUGCUGCUCACCUUCCUCUCCAGGAGCAGACAGACCCUCCAGUCCUGCAGCGGGGCCAGGGACGCUCUCAUAUCCACACUGGAGCACACACACCCAACACACACCGACAAGCCUUAA